This is a messenger RNA of Paramisgurnus dabryanus, 4346 nucleotides long. RefSeq names its product connector enhancer of kinase suppressor of ras 3-like. NCBI's taxonomy places the organism in Eukaryota, Metazoa, Chordata, Actinopteri, Cypriniformes, Cobitidae. The record is from RefSeq and is a predicted model, not a curated record. Gene Ontology annotation, cellular component: membrane; cytoplasm. Gene Ontology annotation, molecular function: protein binding. Gene Ontology annotation, biological process: regulation of signal transduction.
UACAGUAGAGCGCUGCUAAGAGGAGGUAGGGUUAUAUACUUUGGGAUAUUGCUCGUUUCGAGUCAGUUAUUCUUCGGUACGUUUGAAAGAGAGUAAUUUAUGGAUAUUGACUGACUCGUGACGCAAACUGAUUUAAACGUUUCAGUCCGAUUUGGUGUACUGGUUCGACCUGUAAAAGAACCGGUUCAAAGAAACGAUUCUUUCGCGAAACGGACAUCACAUAAUAUACAGUAGCUGCUCGUGUCGCUAAGCUUUAAUUCUGGAUUUACAGAGGACGGGAUGAAACAAUCAUCACAUUUUGCACAUAAAUGCUGAUGCUCCAUACUUUAACAUCCAGCAUUUAAAAACUCCGGACUGUUUAAAGCUAUGGACCCCGUAACGAGAUGGACACCAAAGCAGGUUGUUGACUGGAUGAAAGGUCUGGACGAAAGCCUUCAACAGUAUGUGCACAACUUUGAAAGGGAGAAGAUUAAUGGAGAACAGCUACUGAAGAUCUCUCAUCAGGACCUCGAGGAACUCGGUGUGACUCGCAUUGGCCAUCAGGAGCUGGUUUUGGAGGCUGUAGAUCUGCUCUGUGCUCUGAACUAUGGAGUAGAGACAGAUAACUUGAAGAACCUGGUGGUGAAGAUGAGAAAUGUGACCAAAAGCCUUCACACUUCAACGUCAGAACGCAGGAAGAGUCCUGCAUGUGACAGCAGCACAUCCAGCAAGAUCCCAAACGAAUUCCUGUCAUCUGUCGUGGAGCUCAUCGGAUCAGCCAAAAGUCUCUUGGCAUGGCUGGAUAGAACCCCAUUGACCGGUAUCAGUGAUUUCACAUCCACCAAAAACAAAAUCAUUCAGUUGUGUCUGGAAUUGACCACUACAGUUCAGCAGGACAACACGGUCUAUGACAUAGAAGAGAAGAUUUUGGGUAUUUCGACGGUGCUGAACAGUAUUUGUGACCAGACGGUAAGAACCACCUCUGAUCCUCUGAUGAGCCAGUCCGCAUGUCUGGAAGAAGUUCAGUUGACCAACAUCAAACCAGGAGAGGGAUUGGGCAUGUACAUCAAAUCCACCUACGAUGGGCUUCACAUCAUCACUGGCACCACUGAGAAUUCCCCAGCAGAUAUGACACACAAGAUCCACGCUGGAGAUGAAGUCAUCCAGGUCAACCAGCAGACAGUAGUGGGUUGGCAGCUAAAGAACCUGGUGUCCAAGCUGAGAGAAGAUCCUAAAUGUGUGACGCUUCUUUUAAAAAAACGACCAACAGGAACCUCGGGAUUCACCCCAGCCCCCCUGAAAAACAUGCGUUGGAAACCGCCCGUGCCUCAGAGCUCCAGUUCUCCGAAUAAAACCCAAUCACCGGGUGACUCCACCAAACUCAAUGGGAGAAAAGAAAAGCCAGCAAUACUGGACCUGUAUAUACCUCCACCUCCAUCAGUGCCUUACACACCACGGGAGGUAAGGAACGGAUCUUACACCAGCGUCAAUCCCAGACCUAAAGGCUCGGAGUCUCCAAACUCCUUCCUGGACCUGGAGGGUCACCGGCGCUUCACCGUUUCAGAAUACGACAAACUCUCUGUUCACCCUGUUGAGGUCAACGUACAGAUGCGUCCAAGAGGAAAAGCUCCUUCACAUGGUAAACCACGACCCCUGUCUAUGCCAACAGAUACAUGUUUGAAUGUGGCAGACCUGUAUGCCAGGCCCUGGGCACAGGGACGAAAAGGUGAGGAUCUGCUUUACAGAUACCUAAGCAACGAACGUAUACCAACUAUCACAGAAGAAUCUCCAGGCCCUGGAUCAUCGUAUAAAUCAAUAGCAGAGACGCCCGCUCGCGGGGUCGAGUGCAGACAGAAUCACAGAUUCAUCUUUAGUACAGACCUACACAACAGUGCCACCAUCCCUUAUCACGAGGACUUAAUGAAAAAGACCCCCAUGACAUCAUCACCCAAACGUCCCUCUGCGGAGCCUUCACUACUGGUCAGUUGGAUCACAAGACUUAAGCUUUUGACUCACUAACGCGUCAGCUUGCCGUCUGCCCCGGGUUCCCUGUCUGUCACCUCGGUGCCUUUGUCCAGCUCUGUUUCUCACGUCCAUCUCCCUUUCACUGUCUUUCUCUUGGGAUUUUUCUUUGUGCCUCUUAUUUACCCAUAAUGCUGCUGGACUAGAUUGCCUUAACGCGCUUAAAAUUACUCGACCUCAAUGAAUGUUUGGAAACACAUUUUUGGGGAAUUCGUUUUUGUCUUUUCAAAACCACAUCAGAAAACAAAAUCAGGUUUGAAAUCCUAAGCUACAGUAUUGAUUUGUAUAUAAAGUCGUUUAAAAUCUACCUCUGCAUAGUUUAUGGUUUGAAACCUAAUGCAAAUCCAAAACACAGCUGAGAAGUCAUUUGAGUAUUUAAUAACUAAACCCCAUGUUUUUCCAAACGGUUAAGUCUCAACCAUCUCAUUUCUUAUCUAACAAAUUACAGAGAAACAAAUCAUGUUGUUUCUCAACUUGUCGCUUUUGUAGAUGCAUAACUUGCAAUAGAUUUCAGGAUUGGAAACUAUGAGUUUGAAUAUUUAUGUGUUACAAGAAAGUUGUGUAAGUUAUUUUAAUCUUUUUGUGGUAUUGUGCAUUGCUUUAUUUGGUACAUAACACGGGCAAUUUAACAAGCCUGAUAUUUUCCUGGAUGCUUAUUACAUGUUGAAAGCCGUGGUUUUGGGGAAUGUUAGUGUUUUUCCGCACAUCUUCAUUAAAGGGUUAGUUCACCCAAAAUGGAAUGUCAUCAUUUACAUCCAUGUUCCAAACCUGUAUUUUCCCUUAUGUGGAAGUGGGACACAGAGCAUCCACAAAACUUUAUUUUAUAGAUCAUCUCUUGAAUAAAUAAGCUUUCCAUUGAUGUAUGGUUUGUUAGGAUAGCUACUAUUUGAUACAACUAUUUGAAAAUCUAGAAUCUGAGGGUGCAAACAUUUUAAAUAUUGAGAAAAUCGUCUUUAAACCCUUAUCUGCACUGUCCCCUUGAGCGGGACACUUUAGUUUACUUUAAUAUUUUGUAUGUGUGCAUUUUAAUCUUGACAAACUGUCCAUCAUUGGAAAGCUCUAAGAGUGUAGAUUUCAUUUUUUUCCAAAACAUUUUAGCGGUAAUAAUAAUGCAGUGACAGUAAUUUAUUAAUUUGUGACAAGAGCAUGCAGCAAACUGUUGACACCUAGUGGCCGCUGUUGGUAAAACACAAACCAGAUUUUUUUGUGAUUUUAAAGCGCACCUAUUGUCUGAUUCACGAUUUUACAUUUCCUUUAAUACUUUCAACUCCAGACACCUCGGUGAAAAUCUUUAGAGUGUCUUUUUUUAAAACAAGACCAAGAUUAAGGGCCGGGUAUACUUUCUCUCCGCGUCCGUCUCGUGCGCAAAAGGUACACUAGGUGCGGAUGGCCGUGUUCGACUCGUAAGCAAUACAAAUGAUUUCUUAUUCAAAUUAUUACUCUACCAGGCCGUUAGGACAGCACUGAUUCACGACAUUUACAGUACAUUAAAAAAAUUAUGAUAGAUGUAGAAAAGUAGCGGCAAACUACUGCACCAUGGCAAACAAAGUUUAGAAACAACAAGAACACAAAGAACAGGAAGCAAACAUUAUGGUGACGAAAAUGCUCCAAAGCUUUUUGUUCUUGGAAGAAGUGAAAAUAAAAGAAGAAAAGACGAUGUGCAAAUAUAAUUGUUUGUAGUGGAGUGUCCUGUCUUAAUAUUUUCUCGCGCAUGCGCUGUUGUACGCAUACUGUCCGCGUGGUCUACAAUUUUGGGGUGCACACGGCCGACCGCAACCCUCCUGAUAACGAAAAUGACGCCAUGCGGACUAGUAUAUAUUUGGCUUUAGUGGUUAAAGUCGUCCAAAUGAAGCCCUUAACAACAUAUAUUACUAAUAAUACAACAGUCUCAUUUUUGGGUGAACUACUCAUUUGAAAUGAAAGCUUUCUUUGAUACAAAUGAUUGUCGCUGAAAAAUCUAUGCAUGAUUUUUGCUUAUUUGCCUUUGCUGAGAUAAAAUCUCAUUUGUAGUGCAGGUUUACUAGCAAGUCAUUGUGUGAACCCAGAAACAUUUCUAGAUGUGUGCACAAUAAUAACAAAUAAAACCGAGCGUUUUUGCUUUAUUAACCUGUCAAGCAGUUAAACCAACGUCAAUCAUGGGCCAUGUUCAGCUUUAGCAGUAUAUUGCUUUGACUUGAGAAAUGAUCCUCAUGUUUUAUAAAACACUGAGUUUACAAACAGUUUUAUUGCAAUUUCUGAAUGACACCGUAUUAAGCAUUUGUGCUUUUCAUUGGUUGUUUUUGUACCGUUUUUGCAUUUUGUACCAAAGCAGUGAAAUCUGUCCAUUAAAUGUGCUGUUCUAGAUA